Molecule: messenger RNA, 822 nt
Organism: Anopheles maculipalpis
Lineage: Eukaryota; Metazoa; Arthropoda; Insecta; Diptera; Culicidae
Exons: 2
Coding region: 55-822 (255 amino acids)
Source: RefSeq, a predicted model, not a curated record
CGUUCAGUUUGAUUACACCAUUCAUUUGUGUACGAUCGCUUCUAGUGUUCAAACAUGAAACGAACCUUCCAGUACUAUCCACCAACGAUUUGCUACGACAAACCAGCCGCCGCUAUCGUAUCGCAGGAUGACUAUGAAGAUCGAAGACUGCGUUCACUGGCCGGCACACAAGUGCUAGAGCUAAUUGUACCGAAAAAAUCGGCCCGUACCUGGACCAUGCGUGCCGGUGAUUUGUGUCGCGUGUCACUCCCGGAAGGAUCGCAAGUGGGCGAUCUUAACCUCUGGAAUCUGGAGAACCCACGGAAGGAACGAUUCUUCUCGGGUAAAACGAGACAAAUUCAUUCAACGCAUCUGAAAACGUACGAUCGUCUUUGGAGUUGCUUCCCGUACCUUCGGCCAAUGGCAACGUUCGUGAAGGAUUCGCUCGAAGACUAUGGGAUCGAUCGCGAUGGUGGAUCGCUGCAUGACGUAGCCGGUACGCGAUGCGACGAUUACAUCUACAAACUCAUAACCGGUGAGGAUCGAUACGGAAGUUGCCACAGCUAUCUGACGGAGGCGGUGAAGGAACAUGGACUGACGGAGGAGGACGUUCAUGAUACGUGGAACAUAUUUAUGUGUACCGGGUUUACGCGAGACACACAACAAUACUUUUGUAAACCGAGUCCCGCUCGCAAAGGUGAUUACAUUGAGUUUUUGGCUGAAAUGAAUCUCCUGGUAGCUCUGAGUGCCUGUCCGCAGGGUGAUGUUUCGAUUCAGGUAGGCCAGAAAGUGCCGGAUGAGAAAUGUUUCCCCAUGAAGGUGGAAGUUUUCCGUGCUGAGUAG